AUGGAGUGUUCUUGCCAACAGCAGCCUACAAUCUUUCAAAACAAGAAGCCUGUUUUGCUUGGAGAAACCAGCAAGGAAAAACUCCCUCAGUUCUACAAAAACAUUGGUCUAGGCUUCAAGACUCCCAAGGAAGCCAUUGAGGACACCUACAUGGACAAGAAAUGCCCCUUCGUUGGUUGUGUCUUCAUCCAAGGUCAGAGCCUAUCUGGUGUCGUGACCAAGAUGAAGAUGAAUAGGACCAUUGUCAUCUGCUGGGACUAUCUCCAUUACAUCAAAAAAUAUAAUCGCUUUGAGAAGAGUCACAAGAACACGUCUGUGCGUCUGUCCCCCUGUUUUAGGGAUGUACAGAUCAGAGACACUGUUAGUGCUGGAGAGUGCAGGCCACUGAGCAAGAAUGUUCAAGUCAACACGCUCAAGGUCACCAAGGCUGCUGGCACCAAGAAGCAGUUUUAGAAGUUCUAAGGGGACUCUGGCCAAUGCCCUAGAACAAAUAAAGUUAUUUUCCAACUUAAA
This is a messenger RNA of Mus pahari (shrew mouse), 513 nucleotides long. RefSeq names its product 40S ribosomal protein S11-like. Gene Ontology annotation, cellular component: ribosome; cytosolic small ribosomal subunit. Bases 1 to 453 code for a protein of 150 amino acids. Gene Ontology annotation, biological process: translation. The record is from RefSeq and is a predicted model, not a curated record. Gene Ontology annotation, molecular function: structural constituent of ribosome. The transcript has a single exon. Lineage: Eukaryota; Metazoa; Chordata; Mammalia; Rodentia; Muridae.